UAAAUGAUAGAGAUAUGUGCAGGAAUUUCAUUUUUUCUAACCUAAAAAGUUGAAAUAGAUAACUGAAACUUGGUCCGAUUAAAUUAGUCCAAUUAAAAUUAUAGUCGGAAUCUACUUCAAAUAAGUUCAAAUUAUAUCUAUUUUUCCUUUCUUUUUUGAGUUUGCAGUGGAUUCAAGUUAGCUCCGCAAAUUCAAAAAAUGGCAUACCAGAUUCAAAGUUAACUAUAAUCAAAGCUUUGCGUUCGAUGCUGCCAUAUGAAGGUGUAAAUCAGAAUAUCUUGAAUUUAGAGUUUCUUUUUUUUUGCUGUGAACGUGAAUAAUGGGGUCAAGGUGGAAAGGAAAAGGAGCAGAAGUUAAAGCUCUUGCAGAUCCCAUUUCAGAAAUAGUCAGCCAACUCCAAUCUUCUCUGAUCAGCUCCAAUUCUAAAGGACUGCUUUCUGGUACGGGUGUGCUUCUUAAAGCAGAUGCAGAACUAACUGACCUCCUCAAUCGUGCAUGUUUUGGUAGGCCUAGGGUAACAUCAGAAAAGAAUGAGCAAUGGUUUCAGCUCUCCACGGAAGAAGCUUUUUAUCUUCAACAUUCUCUAAAAUGCAUUAAGAUUGUUGACCACAAUGAUACUGAACUGAACGGUGACGAGUUAUGGAAGCAUAUGACAUCAAGCAGGGAAAAUUUUCCUAUCCUAUUCAAAGCUUUUUCUCACCUUCGAAGUAAGAACUGGGUGGUUAGAUCGGGCUCUCAGUAUGGAGUAGACUUUGUUGCCUAUCGUCAUCAUCCUGCCUUGGUACAUUCUGAAUAUGCUGUGCUAGUUUUAUCAGCACAAGAUGGUAAUGCAAAUGGUCGCUUGAAGGUUUGGUCCGACUUCCACUGCACUCUUCGCCUUUGUGGUAGUGUGGCGAAAACAUUAUUAAUUCUCAACAUUGAAGAACAACAAAGUUGUGCAACUUCUCCGUCGUGCUUAGAUAAUUAUGUUGUUGAAGAGAGAACAAUCACAAGAUGGAGUCCAGAGCAAGGCCGUGAGAAAAAUGUUAAAUCUGACUCAAGAGUAAAGUAGGUUAACUGAUUCAAGAUUAACUCCUACUUUAUCUUGUUCUAGUUUAGUAAUUGUAUUGUGAUUUAAAAGCACUAUGAUUACUACUCUGUAAACAGUGUUUAAUCCACCUAUUUGUUGUAGGCAUUUUGGGCUGACUUUAUGCCCAGUAGAAAUGGUAAACAAUCCUUUCUUAUUGCACUU
Molecule: messenger RNA, 1231 nt
Organism: Solanum stenotomum
Lineage: Eukaryota; Viridiplantae; Streptophyta; Magnoliopsida; Solanales; Solanaceae
Product: tRNA-splicing endonuclease subunit Sen2-1-like
Exons: 2
Coding region: 320-1051 (243 amino acids)
Biological process (GO): tRNA splicing, via endonucleolytic cleavage and ligation; tRNA-type intron splice site recognition and cleavage
Cellular component (GO): tRNA-intron endonuclease complex
Molecular function (GO): tRNA-intron lyase activity; nucleic acid binding
Source: RefSeq, a predicted model, not a curated record